AUGGAAAAAUCCAAUUACAAUAAUAAAAAUAGUAUCAAUGAUAGUGACUGUAAAGUGCAACUAGACAUUGAGAAACACGAACAAAAUAAAAUUCAACACGAAAAACACGAACAAAACAAACCACACGAUCAAAUGAAGCAAAUCAACAAACAACUUAAUGAACAACAACAAAAUGAACAAGAACAUUUACCAUUAAAGAACGAUAAUGAUGACGAUGAUACAUCAGUUAUUGAAGAUAGUGAAUCAAACAUUGAAAAAGAACAUUUAUCUAACAACAAACUCAUUGAUUCUUCUAGUCAGUUGGUAGCAACUUUGGAUGAAAUAGAAAAGGAUGAAAAUAUAGAAGAUAAAGAAGAAAGUAAUGAAAAAAACAACGCUACUAUUGAAAAUUUAGAAAAUAAUAAUGACAACAAUAAUAAACAUGAGCAAUCAGCUCAAAAUUUUGAAUUAAAUAAACCCACUCCAAUCGAUAUAAUCAAAAUUCAUGAAAAUAUUGAAGACAACAUCAUUAAAAAAGAUCCUUAUAAUGAUGACAAUAAUAUUGAAGACAAAAUUCCUUCUAACAAUGACAAUAAUAAUGAAGAUGAAAAUCCUUCUAACGAUGACAACAAUAAUGAUUCUUUUAAUGAAGAUAACAAUGAAUAUAAAGGUCCUUCUAACGAUGUUAAUAAUACUGAAGAAAAAGUCUCUCACAAUGAUGACAAUAACGAAGAUAAAGAUACUUCGAAUAAUGAUGACGAUGGUAACGUAGCACUUAAUUCUAACGAAGAUGGUAAUAAAGAUUCUUCUAACGAUGACAAUAAUAAUAUAAAAGACAUUUCAAAUAAAGAUGAUGAUGUAGCACCUACAUACAAUGAAGGCACUUUCAACGAAGAAAAUGAUAAUCUCAUAGGUCCUGUUUCUUCAAACGAUUAUAAUAUUUCUCCUGAUGAUGAAAGCAAUGAUUUUAAAGAUACUUUAAAUAAAAGUGAAGAAGAUAAUAUAGCACUUACUUUAAAUAAAAGUGAAGAAGAUAAUAUAGCACUUACUUUAAAUAAAAGUGAAGAAGAUAACAUAGCACUUACUUCUAAUGAAGAAGAUGGCGAUAAUAUUACAGAUCCUUCGAUCAAUAACAAAGAUGUCGAUACUAAUGAUAUUACAAAUCGAGGAGUUAAGCGAUUUGAAACAAGCGAAACAGAUUUACCAUCAAAAAGAACCAAAAUCGAAGAACAAUCAAAUAAGAAAUCACGCACCCACAAAAGAAAAUUAUCAGAAUCAGUAUUUGAACCAAUAUUGUGCAUAUUAUUAGAUUCAGAAGGUGAAUAUGGAUCAGAAGACGAAUAUGUAUAUGAAUUUGAAUCAGAAUACGAAUACGAAUCAGAAAAUGAAUCAGAAACAAAAUUAGAAUUAGAAAAAAAAAUGGAGUCUGAACAACCACAAAUAUUACAAACAUCAUCUCCUUCGAUGGUUACUGAUGUUAUUACAACAAUUGGUAACAAAGUUUCCAAUAAUUAUCAUUGUCAAUAUUGUGAUUAA
Entrophospora sp. SA101 is the source of this 1515-nucleotide messenger RNA. The record is from the annotation of a GenBank genome assembly. Lineage: Eukaryota; Fungi; Glomeromycota; Glomeromycetes; Entrophosporales; Entrophosporaceae.